Molecule: messenger RNA, 1886 nt
Organism: Medioppia subpectinata
Lineage: Eukaryota; Metazoa; Arthropoda; Arachnida; Sarcoptiformes; Oppiidae
Source: the annotation of a GenBank genome assembly
UUAUUGUGUAUAUAUAUAAAGUGUCAAAAACAAUUAACAUUAAAAUAUUGGCCGAAACAAUCACUUCAGGCACUGAUAACGAGAUACCUAUGAAUGCAAUGCCUGACCGUAACAGACAAUCGCCGGACACUAACAGUAUGAAUGAGACCACUAGUAGUGACGGAUCUACUGAUAGGAUUGACAACACAUUACCGGCGAUUCCGCCACCACUGUCUGCCGGACACAUCCAGCAAAACAAUGAGCUGACAAUUGUUGGCCCAAACCCAGUGCCGUCGACGUCGACGGCGGGAUCAGAGGUCACGUGGCGCGGGACUGGGGCUGACUCUGUGUUUAACCCGACUCCCAGUGAAUCGCUGGGACUGGAUGUCCAGUGCCCGCCAUUCACGUACACCGAUAUGGUAUUUACCAAAUUAACCAUACUCUUUUGCGUGUGCGAUUCUAUUGGCGAUGUUGUGCUGGCUGGCUAUCAUUUGUUCAAAGGAAACUAUUGGUACAGCGGUCUGACGGUGGCGUUCGUACUGUUGCCCACUCUGGUUAUGGCCAAAAUUCUUAGUAACAUACCUUUAGUUAUGACAAUAUUUACCGGGCGCUUUUUGAACCAUGAGGGUAACCGCAGCUGGGGAUACAACACGGUGCAUCCCACCACUUGGCAACGCUAUACUCGUAAUCUAUUGACAGUGUAUCGCUAUAUGGAUAUAUUAAGACAGGGACAGUUAGUGCGAGAACAAUCUGGAUCAAGUCCGAGAGAUUGCAACGAAGUGGUGGACAAAAAGCGAGAGAUGGCUCGUUUGAGAGUAAUUGAUACCUUUAUGGAAUCGGCGCCUCAACUCGUGCUCCAGCUUUAUAUUGUGGCUAAGACUAGCAAACAGUUUUUAAACUACUCUGGAGUUUUUACUUUUUUAAUCUGGAUAUUCAAAGGGAUUUUAAUGUUGGUAGCAUUUUUGACCCUAUCGUUGUCAUUAUUCACGUACGACCGCACACUUAGGGAUCUCAUUGGGUUAGCAACAAGUGAUAUACAGCAACGCUAUGACUCAUUCAUACUUCAGGGUUUUCUCGUAAAACUUAUCUGGCGCCUUUUCACGAUAGCGGCCCGUGUUUUAGCGCUUGCCCUAUUCGCCAGCGUUUUCUCAAUUCACCUUGUUGUCUUUCUCAUUGUGCAUUAUAUAAUAAUGUUUGCAUGGGUGAAUUACGCCACAAAAGAUAUGAAGUACCCUACUAUGUUAUACACUUUUAAUGGUGUACCAUGCCCUACUGUUCCACCUUUUGGUCAAAGAGAAUAUGCCUGUUUAGCCUAUGUGCUCACAUUUUGUUACCAUAAUCCGGUUGAUAAACGAUUUAUACCUAUGUUGGGUGGACAGAGAUUUUAUUAUCACACCAUGAUGUUUGUCGGCAAUUAUAUUUUAAUGCACUUUUGGUACACACAUUGUCCGGACACCCAGUGGUAUAAAGAGUACGCCUGGUAUACACAUUAUGUCUGCUUUUUUCUGGGCGUCGCUAUUAUGUGCCGGUGCGCUGUUUGGUCACCCGUGACCUCAACGGGUAGAAUAUGGCCACAAACCGGUCGCACGAUAUGGCCGACAGUGUCAACACCGAUGAAGUCAGACAUGUCACUGAAAACGGGAGAUAAAAUAAGCAUGAUAAAUAAUAUUCUGGGUAUAAAAGCUAUAAUAUUAUUACGUGAAUCCUGUAAAUUCCUGUCCCGUCCCAUUCCUGUACAGGAUUGGGACGGGACAGGAAAAUAUUUGACGUAUGCUUACAGGAAUGGGAAGGGACAGGAAUGGAUAGCUUCAGGACAGGACGGGACAGGAAUGGAAUACAAAGGGUUCCGACUGUACGGCGCCUACGAGAGGGGUCAGACAGACCUGGCAUUGGAUAUCCACAGGAAU